Megachile rotundata (alfalfa leafcutting bee) is the source of this 4765-nucleotide messenger RNA. It is a transcript of the gene Klp10A, whose product is annotated as kinesin-like protein 10A. Gene Ontology annotation, biological process: microtubule depolymerization; microtubule-based movement. NCBI's taxonomy places the organism in Eukaryota, Metazoa, Arthropoda, Insecta, Hymenoptera, Megachilidae. The record is from RefSeq and is a predicted model, not a curated record. Gene Ontology annotation, molecular function: ATP binding; microtubule binding; microtubule motor activity. Gene Ontology annotation, cellular component: microtubule.
GGAAAACGAACGCACCGCCGCGUGAUUUUGAACGCGGACGCUGCUUGUAACUGUCAACGGUCGGAUUCCGAAGUCUCGCGAACGCGGGCCCUCCCGUGAGUAAGGCUUCUCGUUCGAAUCGUUCAAUUUUCGUCGCGUUAAUCACGAUAUCGUCGUCGGUCGACCCGGUGAAGAACCGGCUGCUUCACGGUGCUGGCUACGGCGCGAAAACGCGACUAAAUGACCAUGGACCACGGCACAUGCAACAUCGAGACCGGCUACAGCAUAAAUAUCAAGAGGACGGACGGUCGCGUCCACUCUGCGGUGGUUUCCGGCGUUAACUGGGAACAACGCACAGUCACCGUAGAAUGGUUCGAGAGAGGAGAGACCAAAGGAAAAGAGGUGGAGAUCGACGCGAUUCUUGCCCUGAACCCGGACCUGACGAAUCAGAAAACGAUGGGACCACCAGCUCCGAUGAACAACCACGUUCUAAUUUCCUCUAGAGCAAGGCAUUCGACAAAGCCAUCGAUCCCGGUAAAAGCGGGUUCCAACCGGCAAUUGUCGCGGCAAACGGGCCGCCCCACCAACAUAAUACCGCCGGCUACCACCGUCAACGGACACGGUGAUUCCGUGACAGGACUAACCAGCCGUCGAGAACUCGAGAACAUACCUCCGACGCCCACCGCGCAGACGGGCCCCUACAACGUGACCGUAACAACCUCGAUUAAGCAGAAACAACAGCAGCAGCUGCAGUCGCAGCAGCAGCAGCAACAACAACAGCAGCAGCAACAACAGCAGCAAACGCAGCAGCAACAGGCCCAAGUCGAGAAUGGCCGAAGUAGACGAUCGAACGUCGUCAAGGAAGUGGAAAGGUUGAAGAAGAACAGAGAGGAGAGGAGACAGAGGCAAGCGGAACUGAAGGAGGAGAAAGAGGCUCUCAUGAAUUUGGAUCCAGGAAAUCCAAAUUGGGAAUUUCUCGCUAUGAUAAGAGAAUACCAAAACAGCAUCGAGUUUAGACCCCUUCGAGAAACGGACGCCGUGGAAGACCACCAGAUCACCGUAUGCGUUAGAAAACGUCCGCUGAACAAGAAGGAGGUAGCGCGAAAGGAAGUCGACGUAAUCAGCGUGCCAAGCAAGGAUCAGAUGAUUGUUCACGAGCCAAAGGCGAAAGUCGAUUUAACCAAAUACUUGGAGAACCAAAUAUUUCGAUUCGAUUACGCGUUCGACGAGACCUGUAACAACGAAAUCGUCUACAAAUACACCGCGAAACCUUUGGUCCAGACCAUCUUCGAAGGCGGAAUGGCCACGUGUUUCGCGUACGGUCAGACCGGCAGCGGCAAAACGCACACGAUGGGCGGAGAUUUCAACGGGAAAACGCAAGACUGCAAGAAGGGUAUAUACGCGAUGGUCGCCAAAGACGUGUUCAAGUGUCUCAAGUUGGCCAAGUAUCGCCCGUUGAAUUUGAUCAUCUCUGCCAGCUUCUUCGAAAUAUACUCCGGUAAGGUGUUCGAUCUUCUGGCGGACAAGGAGAAGCUGAGAGUAUUGGAAGACGGUAAACAGCAGGUGCAAAUAGUCGGAUUAACGGAGAAGGUGGUCGAAACUUGCGACGAAGUACUGAAGCUGAUACAACACGGAAACAGUGCCAGAACGAGCGGGCAAACGAGCGCGAAUUCCAAUUCUUCGCGAUCGCACGCGGUAUUUCAGAUUAUAGCCCGAACCCCGGGAACGCACAAGGUCCACGGAAAAUUCUCUCUGAUCGAUCUCGCGGGCAACGAGAGGGGAGCGGACACGUCGUCCGCCAAUAGACAAACUCGGAUGGAAGGAGCCGAAAUCAACAAAUCGCUGUUAGCUUUAAAGGAAUGCAUUCGCGCGUUGAGUCGAAAGGGAACUCAUCUACCUUUCAGGGCGAGCAAGUUGACUCAAGUGCUGAGGGACAGUUUCAUCGGUGAAAAAUCGAAAACGUGCAUGAUCGCGAUGAUUAGUCCGGGAAUGAGUUCGUGCGAGCACUCGCUCAACACUCUGAGAUACGCGGAUCGAGUGAAGGAAUUAGCCGCGACCGAUCCAACGGAAGCGAAGGUUUCGCCGACGGACGACGACCGAGGAUUAAAGAUCGAAGAGCAAUCGAACAACAGCGUUUUGUCGGACAGCGAUUUGGCGCAACUUCGAUCGUUGAACGAGGGUGAGAUUUCGCAAGAUCUUUACACUUUCCACGAGGCAGUAUCCGCGUUGCAAAUGUUGGAAGAAGAAGUUCUGGACACGCACAAGAUGGUCAUGGAUAAUACGACCAGAUUCCUGAACGACGCGCACAGCGUGUUCAGCGCGACGCACGAAGUAGAUUACGACCAAGAAGAUUUGAGACGGAAAAGAGCAAAGUUUGAGUCGCCCUACCCGAGGAGGUUCUCGUUACGUAGACGUCUGAUAGAGAGAAAACAAUUUUCCGACGCGUAUGCCCAAAAGUGGGAACAACUACUCGUGCAACAACGCGACACCUUGAACGCCGCGAUCGAUCAGGUCAGUCAGUUUCGUGGUCAGCUGUUGCAAGAGGAGCAGAUCAGCCAGAAGAUGACGCGAACCCGUAAUUCGCGAUAUAAUUAAGUCAGAUAAUAUCCUUUUUACGAAAGCGAGAAACAGAAGCGCAGAACAUCAAGGUUGCGAGAGAGGGAGAGAAAGAGAGAUAAAGAGAUAGAGCGUACCAGUUUAAAAAGAUCAGAUAAGUGGGCGGAAAGGAGGAGGAGACGAGCGAGCGAGAAGGGAGAGCAGCGGAGCGACGACGAGCAAUACGACCAAAUUACCGACCGAUCGAUUACUCGAUCGCUACGCGUCCACCGUAAUAUUCGGGUAUCGUUGCUCGCCGCUAGGUUCCGUUUCGAGAACGUAAAUUUUCGAGUCUGCUCCUCCGUUUUUGCCCUUCUCACCGAUCCGCCCGAAAUCGCUCGAACACGAACAGGUUCCUACGCGGAGAGGUAAAGGUAACCGAGAGCGUAAGUCCACGAGAACGGGUGUCGCGCGAUCACCGUCCAUUCGUUCGCGAACCGAGUAUCGCCUUCUCUUUUUUCUGUUCGUUCUCCCUUUCGCCUGAUUUACCCCGUUAUCGUUAAUCCAGACUUCCCGUUCUUUUGCGAUGGCGUCGCGUUAAUCUUGCCGUGGAUGCGCGUCUCGAGACUCGAUCCGAGGCGCGUUACUCUCUCGCGCGGUGCCUCUCGUCUCGAAUCGCUGCGAAAUAUCGUAAACGGUUCGCGCUUCGAAACCGAGCCAAGGCGUUCGCCCGGCCGAACAGAUAAAAGCGCGAACCGUUUGCCUUACCCGCGUACGUUUUUCUUUUCAUCUUCUUACCGCGUAUCACGGCUCGCAGGCUUGGAAGACAAAUAUAGAUUCGUAGGUGAACGCGGGGUAAACGUAUGUACACGGUAAAUGGCGCAAACUGUCUCUUCAUGUGCGCGCGUACGUUCGCGUAUAAUAUGUAGAAAAAGAAGGGAAAGUAUGCGAUACAAAGGUAUUACCUUUCGAACGUUUUCGAAACGCAGACGUUAAGAAUAGGUUAAAAAACGCUUUUCCGUUCGCUAUACCAGUGACACGAGUUUUAAACGAACGCGUAAAUGUACGAAGCGCGAAGAUCGCUCCUUCCCUCCAAAAGUUACGAAUAAAAUCUAACGAUAAACACUCGUUACGCGCGUAUCUAUGUAAUUCGAAAAGCGAUCGAUUCGCUGGACACUUAUCGCGGUUAGACUCGCCGUUUAAUCGCAGCCUUCCGACACGCGUGUUUUUAUUUAUUUCCUUUUAUCGCGGAAUCGAUUAUUCGUGUCAUUGGAUCGAAGAAAAUUGACCGGCACUUUGCGAUCGACGUUCUCAACGUUCCUAAUCCGGGAGGACCCGGUUACGCUCGACGGAGAAAAUCGCCGCUGGAAUUUCGGAUAUCUUAGGUCGGACGAAAAGAAAACGAUAUUCACGGAUCCAUCGCCGAACGAGAUCUUCGUAGAGCGCCAUUAUUAUUUUAUACGUUCCCGGUGUGUCCUUCAUCAACCAAAUUGCAUCCGAUUUCGAUGGUAUAGUCAUAGUCGGCCGAAGAAGAAGAAACGUUACGACAUUCUUCUUCUUUCCCUUUUUUUUUUUUUAGAUUCUAUUAUUUCCAAUCGCUUUAGAUAUUUUUUUUACGCUCUUGUACUUUUAUUUUUUUUCCUCGUGGAUUUGUUAUCGAUAUAGCAACGAUUUUUCUUUUUCUGUCGUUUGAUUUCAUUUUUGUUUUCUUUUUUCAUUACUUUUACGAAGGUGCGAUAUCGAACGAACAGUGUUAUACGAAAAAAAAGAAAGGGAGAAACGCAUUUUACGAGUGAUUCGAAGAUUCGCGUUCCGCCGUCGAACAGAGAACGAAGUUUUUCGUAGGACGCGAGAAAAUCGUACCGCGGUAGCGAAGACGAGCGACGUCUCGGCAGAAGGAGGCCGAAAAAGGAUACGCUGGACGGCGAGAACGAGCGUGGAGAAAAUUAGAGAUAAAACGACGGAUCGUCGACUUAUUUCGUUGACAAAAUUCGAUUUUUAUAGAAAUGUAUUUAUAUAGAUAAAAGCCACAUGGUUGUAUCGCGUAUAAAGAGGAGAAAAAAAAAUUUGCACACCUAGCAUAAGCGUCGCAAAGCAUUCUGUUCACUCGUGAUACGUAUUUUAAUCGAUCGCGCUCAAACGGUCGGCGCGAACCAUUUCUGUAUCGUUAUUUUAUCCGACGAGGCAUCGAUAAUGUUUUAUUAGAAGUAAAAGAAAAAAAAUUAAAGUUUCGUAGAAGUCGUGCGUUUAA